Molecule: messenger RNA, 901 nt
Organism: Fragaria vesca subsp. vesca
Lineage: Eukaryota; Viridiplantae; Streptophyta; Magnoliopsida; Rosales; Rosaceae
Exons: 3
Coding region: 403-672 (89 amino acids)
Source: RefSeq, a predicted model, not a curated record
ACUGAAAACCUUUGCUAUUCUUUUGAGGUUGCUUGGAACAUUCUAGUGAUAGCUAGGGUCAAGAGCCAUAGUGGUCAAACACCAGUGGCCUAUUGGACUUUGCCUGAUUUUCAAACUGGAAAUCUGGAAAAUUUAAACGAGAAAACCCAGAGGCCGAGCCGCUGGUUUUCUGUAAAGUCAAAAACAAUGCUGCCCACAGUAAUAUGAUUUUAUAGAACAAAUACUUCCAUUUAGGACCUUUUCCUCGUUGGGUUUGCUCCAAUCCAACGAAACACUAUAUAUACCGACACUAGGGGCACACAGAAGUUCAUCCCAAACAGUGAAAAAGAUAGAAGUUUGCUCACGUUAAGAAGCACUAGAGGUACCAACUUUUGUUCCAAAGCCAAAGACAAGAGCAUUGUGAUGGGGCGUUGGAUUAGGCCUGAGGUUUACCCGCUAAUGGCUGCGAUGACAUUUGUGACAAGUUUGUGCGUAUUUCAGCUUACAAGGAAUGUAAUCCUCAACCCGGAUGUCAGAGUGAACAAAGCUCACCGGAGAAUGGCGGUGCUGGAUAACGAAGAAGAGGGAGAGAGGUAUGCCGAACAUGGCCUCCGGAAGUACCUCCGAACCCGCCGGCCGGAGGUCAUGCCUACCAUCAACCACUUCUUCUCUCAUUCUCAAGAAGAUAAAUGAUCACGAUCCAUGCAGACUCAUUAUGCCAACGAUCGAACAUGGAAUAAUAUCAAUUUAGUUUAGUUUACACUUUACAGGUUUUAUAUCUAGUUUUUGCGUUUGUAGUUCUAUAUCUUGGGCCUCUUGAUGAAAUUUAACAAGUGGCCAUCUACAUGUAUGUUUCUUCCAUUUUUGUUUCUGUCAUGAAUAUAUAAUAAGAAUGGGUCAUGCAUGCACUCAUUGGUCUCGA